Messenger RNA from Anopheles coustani, 3882 nucleotides. Its product is annotated as superkiller complex protein 3. NCBI's taxonomy places the organism in Eukaryota, Metazoa, Arthropoda, Insecta, Diptera, Culicidae. Gene Ontology annotation, cellular component: Ski complex. The record is from RefSeq and is a predicted model, not a curated record. Bases 45 to 3800 code for a protein of 1251 amino acids. Gene Ontology annotation, molecular function: protein binding. The transcript is spliced from 7 exons.
GCUGCCGACGUGAACAGUGGUUAGAAUAUCGUAUGUUUUAAACAAUGGCUUCAAAAGAAUUAAAGGCUGCCCUGAAGGAGGCCCGCGAGGCAGUCAAGAACAAGAAAUUCUCCGAAGCAAUCAAAUUGUGCAAUAAAAUAUUGAAAGAGCAAAAUGAUAAUUACAUGGCAUUGCUCCUGCUCGGGGCAUCAUAUCAAGACAGUGAUAAAAAGGAAGCGGCCACGCACUUGAGGCGAGCCAUAACCUGCACCAACGAGCCACUGGUGGCCCUACAAGGACUGUCCACCUGUGCCGAAGACGCGGAGCUGCCUGAAGUAUGUGAAAAGUUGCUCGCCCUUACGCCGGACAAGUAUGCGGAGCUUCACGCUAAGCUGCUCGGCGUCGCUACGCGAGGAAUAAUCGCGCCGGUGUUACGGAUUCUGGAAAAAGAGAUCGAGUGCGACACGGAGGCACGGCAACUGUCCGCCUACGAGUGUUUGGGGAAAAUUGUCACCCAGAAUCCGGAGCUGGAGGAAACGGAGGCGGCGUUGGUUUCCAAAGUGUUGGAAAGGGAGAUUCAAAACAACGAUGACCUGUACCAGCGCGAUAAGUUCCGACGGUACCUCAGACUACUGCACCAAGGAAACCGGUUCGACCGUUUGGCAUCGGUGGCCGCGGCCAUGCACGAACGCUUCCCGAACGAUAUCUAUCCGCUCGAGUGGAUAUGCAAACUGUACGCCGAAGGAAUCGUUGCCGCGAACCUUCUGCCCUCGCUGCUGAACCAUGACCUUUCGCAUUACAUCGAGCGGGCCGUGGAAGUGGCACCAAACUCGGCCGUAGCGCUCUUGGCGAAAGGAAAGCUACACUUUAGCGCUGACCAGCUCACGGAGGCGGAACGAGCGCUGAAACGUGCCAGCGAAGUGCAGCCCCUUUGGGGUCCGUGUCUGGAGCUGCUAGCGGAGAUCUAUUUCCGCCAAAAGGCGUACGGUUUGGCGGAAAAUCUUUACCGCAACAUGAAGGUAGCUAACGUGAACUAUGCCGUCUCGUUACUGGAGGAUGAGAGCGUGGAUAAGCUUAAAGAAGCCGACCAGUGCUUUGCCACCCUGCACGAGAAGGAUCGAUCGGUUGAGCUGCUGUUCUACUGGUGCAAGACACUGUUGCUACUCGGAGAUGUGGUCCGUGCGGAGAAAAUAUUCGAAGAACUUAAAACAACCGAGGGCAUCACGAGCGACCGUUUGGACUAUCUCCAAGCGUUGCGGGAAAAGAUGGCCGGUAACAUCGGUAAGGUGAUCGAAUUGCUAUCCCCGCACGAAGGUUCCAGCUACUGCCAGCUGGAACUUUCCAAGGUUCUAAGUGGCGUGGUGGGCAAGCGAGAGGAAUGCUUCUUUGCCGCACUGAAAGCGACAAAGUUGGAUCCGAACAAUGCCGCAUGCUACCAUUGGCUAGGCAAGCUCUACCUCGAGCAGGACGAUCCGUUGCGCGCCCGCAAGUGCCUGGAGAAAAGCGUUCAUCUUAGCCCGGCCUCCCGGAAUGCGGUGGUUCUACUGAGCGGGCUCUAUCGACGCUACGGCGAGUGGGAUGCCAAUGCUACCCUUCUGUCCACCACCUUUGCCCUCUGCUCGGGUGCAGCUUGGGCCCAACUGCAGCUUGGACUGCACCAUCUUGGCCGGCAGGAGUACGACGAAGCGAUUGGUGCGUUUCGGACGGUGCUGCGGUACGAGGUGGAUAAUGAGACCGCCUGGGAAGGGCUGGCGGAUGCGUAUCUGGGCCGUGGGUCAUACUCCUCCGCGAUGAAGGUGUUCGAAAAGAUUACUGAGCGAGAUCCUGAGAAUCCUUACCCGGUGUUGCAGUUGGCAAAUAUUAAAAAUGUCGUAAAACUUUAUACGGAAGGAUUGGCACUAUUCGAGCAGCUUUUAGCUCGGCAUGAAAAUUAUUUUCCCGCAAUUAAGGGAAUCGCGGAUUCGCAAAUGGGACUGUGUUACUCUCGGCUUGGUCAACGGCGUCUCGGUAGUAGUCGCGAGCAUGCUCAGCUGUGUGUAGAGUACUUAACUAAAGCCAUCAAAAUUAAGCCCAACUUCACGUGUCUGUGGCAUCAGCUGGCGAAGAUCCUGGACACGGUCUCGAUGUUUCCAUCGAGUCACUCGUACCUGCAAGUUGAGGGUAGUUUGGCGGGACGCGAAUAUCGUCGCUUUGCACUGCUCAAGGAGCGACAAUUGUCUGAGCUUGCGGGAAGAUGCUAUGGCCGCAUCAUUAAACAGGCACCGGACAACAGCAUCCUCUGGUACGAGCUAUCGAGGAAUUAUUUUCAUCGUGCAUCGAUUUCUAAGGAAGCGGAACGAGUGAGCUUUCUUUCGAUGGCGCUCGAAAUGGCGAAGCAUUCAGUGAAGCUGGAUUCCGGUCGGUGGCAAAAUUGGAAUCUUCUCGGCGUGAUUAGUGCCACGAAGGAGGUGAACAAUUUGGCACUCGCGCAACACUGCUUCGUGGAAGCGGUGACGAUCGAUCGAAAGACGGCAGCGGCCGCCUGGUCCAACCUGGGUGUGCUGUACCUUGCCAACAAUCAGAUCGGGCUGGCAAACAAAGCCUUCAGUCGGGCGCAAGAGUGCGAUCUCACCUUUAUGAACGCCUGGAUCGGCCAGGCAAUGAUUGCAGAGAGCGUUGGGAUGGCGGACGAAGCGAUGGAUCUGUUCCGGCACUGCACGCAAAUCGGUUACCAUCGGGAAUCGUCGCUCGGCUACGCGCACUGGGUGUGCACGAUUGUCAACGAGGACAACUACCACGAGCACGAGCGCUACCGGUUUGCGGUGGAAGAAAUGGCGGCGCUUCCGGUAUCGCACGAUUCCAUCACCUGGCACUGUGCGGAUUUGGGCGAGCGUGCGUCCUUACCGGCCUUACGCUUUCUCGGCAACAUUAGCAGCCGGUUGGGGCUUUGGCGUACGGCUACCGAGGCCUACCAGCGUGCCUUGCAGGUGAACGGUGGGUUGCCCGAGUCGGUAGGGGAUGAAAUCCGGUGCGACCUUGGCCACUGCCUGAUGAAGCAACAACGCUAUGAAGAAGCGGUGCAGUGCUAUGAGGGUAUGCGCGGGGAAGCGUCCUACCGUGCUUCCAUUGGCCGAGCGCAAGCGUACUUCCGUGCGGCACAGUACGAGCAAUCGUACGCCGAGUACGAGCAGGCACUGAACUAUCUGGCCCAAACCGAUCUCGAGAAGGCGUACGUGUUGAUUGCAAUGUCGGCGAUGGUGUACGCGUUCCAAGGAGAGGGCGAUGCUAAGACAAUUCUUUUCCAAUGCAUCACACUUCCCGAGCCACCGAUUGAAGCACUGUUCUCGGCGUGUGCUUUGGGAUUGCUACACAAGGACGGCGAGCUGACGGAGGCGGUCAUAAAAGAGUUGCGCAAGCACGAGGACCAUCCCGUCCAUGGUCAUCACGUGGUUUUCCUCGUUUCCGAAUUUUACUGGCAAAAUAAACAAAAAUCCAAAUGUCGCUCGUACCUGCUCUCCCAGCUACACCGUUACCCGAACCGACCGAAGUUGUGGCAAAUGCUUGCCAUGGCGCUUGUGAAGCACUUCCGUACCCCUAAAACUAACUUACGCCUGGCGUGCAGCGUGGCUCAGGGUGCCGUGGUGCUCGAUCUGGCCGAUCGACGUCAUCGGACGCGCGCGGUAGAUGCUGCCCGCUGGAUGGCGGUAGCUAGCGAAGCAAUUCGCCCGUUGGACGAACGGAAGCGUCGUGUGUUGGCCCAGAAGGCGCUCCAUCUGGAUCCGACCAGCCGUGAGGCAUGGGGUGCGUUCCUGCGUGCCGUGAAUCCGCCGGCUCGUGCGUGAGCCUACAGUUUUGUACCAGCCUUUUUGUAAAUAUACGCAAUUGCUUGAUUUUAUGCCUUAUGGUUUGUAUCUUUACCAUUGA